CCCCCUGUGCAGAGCCAGAGGGAUGGUGGUAGUCACGGGGCGGGAGCCAGACAGCCGUCGCCCGGCCGGUGCCAUGUCCAGCUCCGACGCCGAGGACGACUUUCUGGAGCCAGCCACCCCGACGGCCACGCAGGCGGGGCACGCGCUGCCGCUGCUGCCCCAAGAGUUCCCUGAGGUGGUCCCGCUCAACAUUGGAGGGGCCCACUUCACCACGCGCCUGUCCACCCUGCGGCGCUACGAAGACACCAUGCUGGCUGCCAUGUUCAGCGGGCGGCACUACAUCCCCACCGACGCCGAGGGCCGGUACUUCAUCGACCGCGACGGCACCUACUUUGGGGACGUGCUGAACUUCCUGCGCUCGGGGGACCUGCCGCAGCGGCAGCGGGUGCGGGCCGUGUACAAGGAGGCGCAGUACUACGCCAUCGGCGCGCUCCUGGAGCAGCUGGAGAACAUGCAGCCGCUGAAGGGCGAGAAGGUGCGCCAGGCGUUCCUGGGCCUCAUGCCCUACUACAAAGGUGCAUCACAGAUCAUCGGGACUCCCCUGCCCCGCCCCACUACCCAACCUCCCCGGGUGCCCACUGCGUUUGCCCCCACAGACCACCUGGAGCGGAUCGUGGAGAUCGCCCGGCUGCGUGCCGUGCAGCGCAAGGCCCGCUUCGCCAAGCUCAAGGUCUGCAUCUUCAAGGAGGAGAUGCCCAUCACGCCCUACGAGUGCCCGCUGCUCAGCUCCCUGCGCUUCGAGCGGAGCGACAGUGACGGGCAGCUCUUUGAGCACCACUGCGAGGUGGACGUGUCCUUCGGGCCCUGGGAGGCCGUGGCCGAUGUCUACGACCUGCUGCACUGCCUGGUGACGGACCUGUCAGCCCAGGGUCUCAUGGUGGACCACCAGUGCAUCGGGGUGUGCGACAAGCACCUGGUCAACCACUAUUACUGCAAGCGGCCCAUCUACGAGUUCAAGAUCACGUGGUGGUGAGUAGCCUGGCCUGAGCAGAGGCUUCCAGCAGGAGCCGGGGGCCCCUGGGCGGUGCCGGGGUCAGGUUUCUGCAGGGGUCACUUCCAGCAUGCCCCUCAGCCCUGGACCUGCUGAGGGCAGCACAGCCGCCAUUCCCCCGUAGCACCCCAGAGGCCAGCUGGCAGGGUUCUGGGGACCUACACUCCCCAAGUCCAACUUCGAGGCCUGGCCCUCCGAGCUGGUAGCUGAUGGGGUCUCCAAGGGUUGGACCCGGAAGUCCAGAGAAUCACUGUCCUCCUGAGUCUCGGACCCUCACGGAGGCACAUAGCCAAAUUAGGGUAGGCUCAGCACAUCCCCUACUGUCCUUCCUGCCCACAGCUAUGGUGGGAGUGGGGGGUGCCCCAGCCCCCAGCCUUUCCCAACUGAACACAGGAGCACCCCUCUCCAACUAUGGGAAGAUGUGGACUGCCCACCUGGUCCCCCUUCCCAGAGCGCAACCCUCACUAUCUUGGGGAGAUGUCACUGUAGUUGCCACAGCGGAGGACCACUUUGGCCUUAGAUCGCCACCACGUUUACAGCCCGCCCUGGGGGCUCACUGCUCCCCACCUACCUCCUUCCUUGCUUGGGCAGGAGGGGUGUCUGUGUUAACCUUCUUCCAGAGGAAAGCUGAGAUCCAAGCCUCCCUGCGGAGAGUCCGCGGUUUGCAGGCAGGACGCCUAGAUCUUUCUCUUCUUAGAGGUGCAGCCGCCUCCUGGGCUGCCGGCCAGUCGUGGGGUGAACCCCCUUUCUAUCCCCCAGUGGGUGUUCACUCUGCUCUGAGCAGCAAAGGAGGGGCCAGGCAGCAGCCCCAGAUGAUGAAUGCCCCUGUGUGCUGCUCCUGCCGCCCACAGGGAGACCCCCGCCUGCCCGCUGCAGCCCAGUGGACGGGCAGGCAGGCGGUCUUUCAGGCAGGCACGAGUCAGAAUGCACCAGCUCUGACCCUGAGACCUCCCUCAGGAGUGUUGGCUCCUUCCCCAGUUCUCCAAGGGAUGUCUUCAGAAGCUGAUGGUGUGUGGGUUAAGCUUAGGCCUGCGAACAGAUAGGUGAGCAGUUCAAACCCACCAGCCGACCUGUAAGAGAAAGGUGAGGCAACCUGCUUCUACUCAACAGUCACAGCCUUGGAAACCCUGGGCCAGAUCUAGCCUGUCCCGCAGGGGCCCUCCUCCGGAGUGGGGUUUAGAGAAUUGCUGAGGGCAUGCACUUGGGUCUCACAGGAGCAGACUAGGAAGUAGAGGCAAGGGCUGGCUGCCGAAGAGAGAGAGCCAGGUUCCAGGCUCGGGCCACCUACCUUCUGGGACUGGUGACCAAUGCCCUGGUGCCUGGGG
Molecule: messenger RNA, 2316 nt
Organism: Echinops telfairi (small Madagascar hedgehog)
Lineage: Eukaryota; Metazoa; Chordata; Mammalia; Afrosoricida; Tenrecidae
Gene: KCTD7
Product: potassium channel tetramerization domain containing 7
Exons: 4
Coding region: 23-973 (316 amino acids)
Biological process (GO): protein homooligomerization
Molecular function (GO): protein binding
Source: RefSeq, a predicted model, not a curated record